ACCACAGUGAGUCCAAGUGCCUUGUUUUAUAAUAUGGGGAAUCCCAUAAAUACUUUAUUUUAAUUACAUAUCUAUACUUUUGACCGAAUAUAUACGCACAUAUUGCAUUCACAAGUUGCCAGUCCAGUUCUAGCCACUUUAGAAGUUUCAACAAAUUUUAAAAAGCAAGAUGUCUGCAAAAAAUGUUGCCGAUACACAGCAAGAGUUUGCUAACAAAAAUGUGCGUAGAGCGCACUUGCCCGUAGCAACGAUCCUCAUUCUAGUUGUUGGAGAAGAUACCACAGAUAUUUUGAAUUGUGAGGACUUUGCUAGCACACAAAUCAUCAGCAAGUUAAAGAAAAAUGCCGAUGGCGAUAGCAGAGCUUUUAUAGACGAAAAUGGAAGUGUAUAUGCUGAUUGGGAAACGUACAAGGAAACAAAUAAGUUGCGACGUGGUAUUAUGGUUGCACCGCAAAACGGUUAUUACGCAUUCGAUAACGAUGGAAAAGUAAAAUUAGAAUUUAACAAAACACCGGCCGCUUGCAUUAACAACAACAAUGAAGCACCGACGAUACGCGAGGUGCAACAAGACUUUGCAAUGGAUGAGCAAUCAAAUAUUAGUGCAAAUACAAUUUAUGUGUUGGUAACUGAUUCGAGUAACUUGGAGGAAGCGGAAAAUGCGCGAGAAUUUUCUUAUCAUAUCGUAAUACGUUCCGACGGAAAUCGAACAUUUGUAGACGAAGAUGGUAACAUUUACAAGAAUUGGGAGUUGUACAAAAGUGAAAACAACUUGGUUGAUGGCAUUUUGGUUGCGCCUAAAAAUGGACGUUACACCUUAGAUGCAAAUGGGCAAGUCGAACUUGAGGCUUGGCAAACGACAGCGGCUAAAAAUAAAACCAAAAGGAAUACGAUACAUGAAUAUCACUUAGAUAUGGCGCUGCAAAAUAUUGCAUCCGAUGAUUAUAGCGCAAACUGCAGUAUAUAUGUGCUUGUCACAAAGCAAUCCAACAUGGUGGAUGCCUUAAAUUCACAAGAGUUUACAAUUCAUAAUGUGCUAAGAAUAGCGCGUGCUAUAACUAACAGUUAUGUUUUCAUAGACGACGAUGAGAACGAGUAUCUAUCGUGGGAUUUAUAUAUUAAGGAAAAUACUUUACCAGAAGGCAUUAUGGUUGCGCCCAUAAAUGGUAUUUACACUUUUAAUGAAAGUGGCAAUGUCGAUUUGGAAGUAUGUUUAACGCCUGCUUGCUUACCAAAGGCCACACAAGCAUCGAACGAAUUGACUAUUAGAAGUCAACAACAACAUUACGCAACAAUUACUAAAUAUCUGAAAACAGACACGUCUAUUUUACAUGUACUAGUCACAAGUCAUGAGCAUGAAAAUGCGCUGGAAGCAAAGGUAUUUCAGGACUUUGUUGUUAUAAGGAAGGCGUAUCAAGUUGAAUCGACAACUAAUGCAUUUUAUGAAGACGAAAAUGGCAAUAAAUAUCCCAGUUGGGAGUGUUACCUGAAAGAUAAUGAGCUACCAGCGGGCAUUAUGGUCGUGCCAUACAAUGGCGAAUAUACAUUGGAUGGAAAUGGCAAUGUAAUUCUACACAUACAGCCGACGCCAAAAACGGUAAAGAAAAUGCGCACAGUUCUGGAAGUACAGCAAGAUUUUGCCAAUAAUAGCGGUUUCAACAGGGAAAUUAUUUGGGACUUACUAUCUGAAAAACAAAGUCAAAUGUUAAAAGACAAAUUAAAACAUCUUAUACCAGACCAAGAGAAAGGAAAUAAAAAAAUAGAAGAAAUGCGAAAAAUGCUAUUUGACAGUGUUUGGGCUCAAAGAAAAUACACAAAUCGCAACUCUUUGAGUGCAAUUAUUUAUGUGUUUGUUGUCGAUUGUGAUAAAGAAGAAGACGCCGUAAAUGCUAAAGAAUUCUCCUGUCAUCCCGUUUUUAGAACACGAAAAUGCACAACUGCUGCCGAUAGUUCAAAUUGUUGCAUGAUCUUCAUUGAUGAGGUGGGGCGUGUUUAUCAAAAUUGGCAAGCAUACGUAUCAAAUAAUGAACUACCGAGUGGUUUACUGAUUGCGCCGCUUAAAGGUAUUUACACCACCGAUUACGACGGACGUGUACAGUUGGAGGUGCAUACUACACCGAAUGGUAGUGCUGCUAGAAAGGCACUAGGUUACACAGACACAGCGACAGCUGUUGCAGGAUUUGGUGCUGCUGCAAUCCCAAUAGCAGCUAUGAUGGUCACGGUCGCACCAGCUGUAAUAGUUGGCGCUGGUGCUGUUUGCGCAGCCACGGCGGCAUAUUCAACUGUACGCUCCGUGUGUAAUUUAGUGGAUCGUAAAAAGCAUGAACAGCCCAUUGGGUUGGAUAACUCGCAGGCGAGAAAUGCUUGGAUAGGUGUUGGCGCGGGUGUUGUGGGUGUGGGUGCAUCGGGCGCUACGAAAGUCAUGACAACUGCCGCUGCUGCGGGACAGGAGAUAUCAUUGGUUACCGAAUUGCUUGUGAAUGGUCUGAAUAUUUCAUCCAUUGUAUUAUCAGGAACUGGUGUAGCAAGUGGCAUACUGGAUCUAAUACUUAAAUAUCGCGAUGAUGAGGAGGUGACUAGCAUGGAAUUGGUGCAAUUGGCAGCCUCUUUGGUGCUAUUCACACAUUCGGUGUCAAAUUUCCGUAUGGCAUCAACACUGGUGAAUGACACACAUAACACCACAAUACAAGACUAUCGAAAGUCAUUGAGUAAUCGUCAAAGAAAGAUGUUUGAUAAAAUGUCAAAGGAAACAAUUCGUACCAAAGGCUCACAACAAGGCAAAGUAGAUAUUAUACGUGGUGCUAAUGAUAUGCCCACCAAACAAUAUCUAAACGAUCUAUAUAAAAUUAACAAGAAACUAAAUCAAGCUAAGGUACGUCCUUCAUUCGGCGCCGCUGGUGAAGGUGUCGUACUCAAUAAUGAAGUACCAGUAAAUACCAACGAAUUACGCAAUAAUCUUCAACAUAAUCGUGGACCUAAUGUGCUAAAUUCGGUUAAACAACCCAUACCAACAACACAGACUGACACAAAUGCCGUUAACAAUUCAAGAUUACUGUUCUCAAACAAUAAUAUUAACGGAGCAUCGGCACAACCAAGCGCUUUCGCCAUCAGAAUGGGCAGUAUUUUGCUACCUAAUAAUGUCUUACUUUCAUUAGCCGCGUAUGGCACUCGACUUUUUGAGAUGAUCGCUAAUCCGGACAGCUUUGAUGACAUUAUAACUACCAUGGCUGAUGCUUUUUCACAGGAAACAUUUGAUUUCUUAAUGAAAGUAGCACAAGAAUUUGUUGAAACACUAUUAGACGAUAUAAGGGAAAGGAUAAAAGUUUUUAUAUCCGCCGAAAACAUACUUUACCGUAUAUUUGUGUACGUUGAAGAUACAUAUAUAUCACAAUCGUUUCAAUACCUAUAUACCAAAAAGGAUAACAUUUUGAACGCUUUGAAGAACUAUUUUAACUCACUUAAUCCUAAUAGUAAUUUGGAACCGCAGAAAUGUGAGAUUUGUGGCGGAUCUUUUACAAUAUGUGAACUAUAAAGUCACAAUUUUAUAUUGAAUAAUUUUUAAUGCACAAAAUAUGUUGAAAACAGCGGAAAUGUGUAUACCAAUGAGGCCUUAAUAAUGCACUUUAGUGCCUUUUAAACAUAUGUGAUGUUUUAUAUGACAAUUAAAUAACCAUUUAUCAAUUAUA
Molecule: messenger RNA, 3683 nt
Organism: Zeugodacus cucurbitae (melon fly)
Lineage: Eukaryota; Metazoa; Arthropoda; Insecta; Diptera; Tephritidae
Exons: 14
Coding region: 170-3529 (1119 amino acids)
Source: RefSeq, a predicted model, not a curated record